CUCAGAUCACUUCUUGAUUGCCCUUCCUUUCUCGUUAAUACUCUCAUUUCUCUCUCUCUAUUCUGCAUCGCAUUCAUUUCAUCGAUGGCUAUGCCUUCAAACAGGUCUUCGUCUUCUUCUUUAGCAGCAGCAUCAAGCAGAUCAAACCCUAAUUUGAGAAACUCAGAAAUCAGUAACUCUGUCAGAAGGAGUUUCAGUGGAAACCCAUUCCAGAAACCUUCUAUCAUCGCAAACCCUCGUAGUUUCAACCCUUAUACUCCAGCCAAUAGUCCUUCAGAUUUCCCACGAAGAAACUCUAUUGGUGGCAGAGAAAGCAUAGGGUCGCUUGGUGACCUUGAUGACAAAGAAAAUGGGAAAGAACAUGUUCUCAAGUCGUCAAAGGUUCGAUCUCCAGCUGCUUCAACGAAGGGCAUGAAAAAUUUCAUGACUCCAACUAUAUCUGCUUCUUCUAAGAUCACAGAGUCUCCAAGAAAGAAAGUGCUCACGGACAGGAAUGAGCCAGCAAGAACUUCAUUUUCCUCCGCGGAAGGGAAAAGCCCCAGUCGAAAGGUUACUUUUGGAGAUUCUAUUGAUGAGAAAAAGUUCCAAAAUUUUUCUGAUGGGAUCAUCAAGGAAGAGACACAUAAGCAUAAAAGCCCCAUUCGCAAGGUAACAUUCGCAGAUUCUGUUGAAGAGAAGACGUUUCAGCCUUCGCCUGAUGAGGUCAGCGAAGAGGACAGGGAUGAACAUACAGCUUCCUUGGUUUCUGAAGAUUUGAUAGCCGAAGCCAAAAGCCCUAAUCCAAAUGUGGCAUUUGCAGAUUCUAUUGAAGAGAAAAAGUUUGAACCUUUUACUGAUGGGUUCAUCAAAGACGACGCAGAGGAACAUACGUCUUCCACUGUUUCUGAAGAUUUGAAAGCUGAAGGCUUGGAUUCACAUAAUGAAACAGAAUCAGCAUGCGAAGCUGUGACUAAUGAACCUGAUUGUGUUAAUCUUGAUCCAUCUUUUAGGCUUAGUCCUACCCCACCUCCAUUUUCUUCGACCUCUACAGUCAUAGCUCCUCUUGAUGCUGAUCCUCUUAUUCCUCCAUAUGAUCCUAAAGCUGACCCUUUGAUUCUUCCAUAUGAUCCUAAAGUGAAUUACCUUUCUCCAAGACCCCAGUUUCUCCGCUAUAAACCAAACCCAAGACUUCAGCUUUACAAAGAAAGGGAGUCUAUGAAGUUAGAUGACGGCUCUUCAGAUACAGAACUAACAGAGGAGGCAUUGUCUGGUGGGUCAGAGAAGGAAUCAGAAGUUUCUUCGGAUGAAAUAGCAAGUGAAGAUCAGAAUCAUGUUUCUGAAGCAAGUACUAUCAACAGCACACUCACGCCGGAGGACGAAAUUGCUGAAGCAAAAGGAGUUGCUAAACCAGGCUUCUCCAUGAGAUCAAAAGCCUUUGCGCUGCUUUUGCUUCUCUCGGUUGCUUCUUUUUCAAUCUCAUAUACAAAUCCACAGGUCUUUGAUCCAUUGCUUAAAGAACUCACCACUUGGUCUCGACUUAUACGAGAAGCUCCGCAGGUGGAUAUUCCAGUAUUGAACGUUGAAAAGACUGAUGAUUUCACUGACACCUCUAGUGAUGAUGAUAUUGGAGAUAUUAUUAUGGCAGAUCAUUAUGCUUCAGCAUAUGAAGAACAAGUAGUUCAGGAACUGGAUCCAGUCCCUGACAAUGAUGCUGUCAAGGAGAUUGAUACUGAUGCAGUAGUAAUUGCCGGAGUUGAAAGUGCUUCACCUGCUUCAAAAAUUGAGGAGGCUAGUGAACCCAAUCAAUCAGAAAGUAACACUGAUUAUCCGGUCUCAGAGGUUCAUGAAAUUCACACUGAAGUUGAAAAUGCCUCACCUGCUUCGGAAAUUGGAGCGGUUAGUGAACCCAGUCAGUCAGAAAGUAACACUGAUUAUCCAGAUUCAGAGGCUCAUGAAAUUCAUACUGAAGAUUUUGAAGCUAAUAAUUUACAAGCAAAGCAGACUCCAGAGAAGGAUGCUGAAACUGGCAGUGUAGACCUUAAAGAUCAGUCAGAUUUAAGCUCUGAAGUUUCUGAAACUGCUGAAAUGCAUACAGACAGCGAGCCCGCGUCUGAGAUUAAUACAGUGCAUCAAGAUGUGCAAUUGAAAUCAGAGGAAAAAUAUCUUGUACCAGUUAUUGUUGCCUCUAUCCUUCUCUUUCUAUCCAUAAUCGCAGGUGCAGCAUUCAAGUUCUUGAAGAAGAAAGAUGAAGGAAGAAGAAGAAUGGCUGCUACCAAUACCACUUCUAUGGAGCAACCUCCCAUGACUAAGGCAUUGCAAAAAGAGGAGACCUUUUCUUCGCUGGAAAGGCCAUUUCUGAGGAAUAGCCCUAUAGAAAUGGAGGUUCUUGGAGAGUCAUACCCUUCAGAAAUGAGCAGCUUUGAAAGGAGCUCAUCUCAUUAUUACAGCCAAAGGGUAGUGAAGGAGCAGAAUGAAGCCCAAAGCCUGGAGAAGAAGCCAAAGAGGAACUACAGGAGAGAAUCUCUCGCUUCUUCUGCAGACUCCAUGGGCGGUUCUGCAUCCUAUGGAAGCUUCACCACUUACGAAAAAAUCCCAAAGCCUGGACAUGGAGAUGGAGGGAGUGUGACGACUGUGACUCCUGUGAGGCGUUCAAGCAGGAUUAGGAGCUUAGCCAAUUCGCCUUUGUGAAGAUGAAGAUGAUGCCCCCAGCAAUUUAACAUUGUGAAUGAUGUUAAUUAGUGUGGUGUGCUGCUAGGUUAUGAUUUGUUUAAGCAGAAGAAGCUCUUAUCUUCUGAACCGAAUCGUUGUAUGUGAAUGACUGGUGGAUUAUUAUGAUUAUCAUUAUUAUUACUCUUCA
Messenger RNA from Neltuma alba, 2836 nucleotides. RefSeq lists its product as uncharacterized. The coding region runs from base 85 to 2667 and encodes 860 amino acids. NCBI's taxonomy places the organism in Eukaryota, Viridiplantae, Streptophyta, Magnoliopsida, Fabales, Fabaceae. The record is from RefSeq and is a predicted model, not a curated record. The transcript has 4 exons.